This is a messenger RNA of Sorghum bicolor (sorghum), 2124 nucleotides long. RefSeq names its product probable diaminopimelate decarboxylase, chloroplastic. The transcript has 8 exons. Gene Ontology annotation, molecular function: diaminopimelate decarboxylase activity. NCBI's taxonomy places the organism in Eukaryota, Viridiplantae, Streptophyta, Magnoliopsida, Poales, Poaceae. The coding region runs from base 78 to 1547 and encodes 489 amino acids. Gene Ontology annotation, cellular component: chloroplast. The record is from RefSeq and is a predicted model, not a curated record.
GGAGGUCAAUUCUAUCGUAAAGUCGUGCUUGCGUGGAACUAACUAGCACACAACACUUCGCUUCCUAAACCCUAGCAAUGGCGGCGGCGAACCUGCUCUCGCGCUCCCUUCUCCCGACCCCAAACCCAACCCAAACGAGCCACCCGAACCGCCGGAGCCCCGCCGUCGUCUCAUUCCCCCGCCGCCAUGGCCGCCUGUCCGUGCGCGCCUCCGUCUCCACGGCCUCCCCGUCCCCACCGCCACAGCCCGCGGCGGCGGCGGCUGCCGGCGUGCCGAAGCACUGCUUCCGGCGCGGCGCCGACGGCUACCUGUACUGCGAGGGAGUGCGGGUGGAGGACGCGAUGGCGGCUGCCGAGCGCAGCCCCUUCUAUCUCUACAGCAAGCCUCAGAUCCUCCGCAACUUCGCCGCCUACCGCGACGCUCUCCAGGGGCUCCGCUCCAUCGUCGGGUAUGCCGUGAAGGCCAACAACAACCUCCCCGUGCUACGCGUCCUGCGUGAGCUUGGCUGCGGCGCCGUCCUCGUCAGCGGCAACGAGCUCCGACUCGCUCUCCAGGCGGGAUUCGACCCUGCCAGGUGUAUAUUUAACGGAAAUGGGAAGACAUUCGAAGAUCUUAAAUUAGCUGCUGAGAGUGGAGUAUUUGUAAAUGUGGAUAGCGAAUUUGAUUUGGAAAAUAUUGUCAGAGCUGCAAGGGCUACCGGAAAGAAAGUGCCUGUUUUGCUUAGAAUAAAUCCAGAUGUGGAUCCGCAGGUACAUCCGUAUGUUGCCACGGGAAAUAAAACGUCCAAGUUUGGGAUCCGCAAUGAGAAAUUGCAAUGGUUUUUGGACUCUAUCAAGUCAUACCCAGAUGAAAUCAAACUCGUUGGUGUUCAUUGCCAUCUGGGAUCUACUAUUACAAAGGUUGAUAUAUUCAGAGAUGCUGCAGUUCUUAUGGUGAAUUAUGUUGAUGAAAUUCGAGCACAAGGUUUUAAGUUGGAGUACCUGAAUAUUGGAGGUGGUUUGGGAAUAGAUUACCAUCAUACUGAUGCAGUCUUACCUACACCUAUGGAUCUUAUCAACACUGUGCGAGAGUUAGUUCUCUCACAAGAUCUUACUCUUAUUAUUGAACCUGGAAGAUCUUUGAUUGCUAAUACUUGCUGCUUCGUUAAUAGAGUAACUGGUGUUAAAUCUAAUGGUACAAAGAAUUUCAUUGUUGUUGAUGGCAGCAUGGCAGAACUCAUCAGACCUAGUCUGUAUGGAGCAUACCAGCAUAUCGAACUGGUCUCUCCCCCCACUCCUGGUGCCGAAGUAGCGACCUUCGAUAUUGUUGGACCAGUUUGUGAGUCUGCAGAUUUCCUUGGAAAAGAUAGGGAACUUCCAAAGCCUGAUGAGGGAGCUGGACUGGUUGUUCAUGACGCAGGUGCCUACUGCAUGAGCAUGGCUUCCACCUACAACCUGAAGUUGAGGCCGCCGGAGUACUGGGUGGAAGAGGAUGGUUCAAUCGUUAAGAUCAGGCAUGAGGAGAAGUUUGAUGACUACAUGAAGUUCUUUGAUGGCCUUCCUGCUUAGACGUUUAUCUGCAACUGCUACGGGCAAUGUUUUCUUGGGGAUAAUUGGAGUUUCUUUGUCAAGCUCAUUUUGCUUUCUUUUGGUUGUGGAAUGUGACUGGAUAGUUAGUUCGGUCUGUUGGUGUAUCCUCCUGAACUUCCCUGUCAUUGCUGUUAGUUUUGGCACCAAGUUUAUUCUCAAUUGCUAUUUAAGGAAUUUACUACAAAAGGGGCUGUUUGGUUGUAACCCUGCAGUAGGAUGCCUCGUUAGUAGUUAGGACCCAUGCCUGCAACCUGCCUGAGCGUGGUUUAGUUGGGACUGAAUAUAUUACCUGGUGAGACCGGCCUGCCUGCGAACUAAAUCUGUCACCUGGGCUCCCAUAUGAUACCAAAAUCUGUUGUAGGUUUAUAGUGUUAUGAUCUACCAGACAUCUUGGUUUUGACCAAGGUGACAGGCUCUGUCGUCGAUGUGAGUACAUGUUCUUUGGCUUUCCUGCUGUCAUUUUAGUUAGUUUUAUUUUAUUUAUGUUGUUUCAAUGGAGUAAUAAACAGACAUUUUCCAUUGUUGAAUGGAUUCAUUAUCGAUGUUCUGUUUUUUA